Messenger RNA from Ipomoea triloba (trilobed morning glory), 2249 nucleotides. RefSeq names its product E3 ubiquitin-protein ligase COP1. NCBI's taxonomy places the organism in Eukaryota, Viridiplantae, Streptophyta, Magnoliopsida, Solanales, Convolvulaceae. Gene Ontology annotation, molecular function: ubiquitin protein ligase activity; protein binding. The record is from RefSeq and is a predicted model, not a curated record. Gene Ontology annotation, biological process: proteasome-mediated ubiquitin-dependent protein catabolic process. The coding region runs from base 1 to 2016 and encodes 671 amino acids. The transcript is spliced from 13 exons.
AUGGGGGAGCGAGAGGCUGAGUGCGAGGGGGAGAGUUCCAUGGUCGGCGCAGUGGUUCCGGCGGUGAAGCCCAGGAACGCCGACGAACCGAGUAUCAGUCACCGGGACGAGGCGACGCCGUCGGGAAUGGAGCCGGAGCUAGACAAGGAGUUGCUGUGUCCGAUAUGUAUGCAGAUCAUCAAAGAUGCAUUCCUGACUUCCUGCGGCCAUAGCUUCUGCUAUAUGUGCAUCGUCACUCAUCUCCACAACAAGAGCGACUGCCCUUGCUGCUCCCAUUAUCUCACCACCGCCCAACUCUACCCUAAUUUCCUCCUCGACAAGCUAUUGAAGAAGACAUCUGCUCAUCAGAUUUCAAAAACUGCAUCUCCUGUAGAGCAAUUUCGUCAUUCAAUAGAACAGGGUUGUGAAGUGUCGAUUAAGGAGCUGGAUGUUCUAUUGACAAUUUUGGCAGAAAAAAAGAGAAAGCUGGAACAGGAAGAAGCAGAACGAAACAUGCAAAUUCUACUCGAGUUCUUACACAUGUUAAAGAAGAAAAAAGUUGAUGAGCUGAAUGAGAUACAAAAUGAUCUCCAGUACAUUAAAGAGGAUGUAAAUGCUGUGGAGAGACAUAGAAUAGAGCUGUACCGGACAAGGGACAGGUACUCUAUGAAACUACGAAUGCUUGCAGAUGAUCCUUUGGGGUCAAAAUCUCGGUCUUCAUCAGUUGAUAGGAAUGCAAUUGGUCUUUUCCCCUCCUCCCGUUCUGCACAUGGAGGAUUAGCAUCUGGGAACUUGAUGUACAAAAAAAUGGAUGGUUCCCAAAGGAAGGAUGUUUCUGUCACUGAAUUGAAUUCACAACACAUGAGCCAAUCUGGUCUAGCUGUUGUGAGGAAAAAACGUGUACAUGCACAGUUCAAUGAUCUGCAAGAAUGUUACUUGCAAAAGAGACGCCAGUUGGCAAACCAGUUACAAAAUAAGGAAGAGAGGGACCAAAAUGUUACGCGAAGAGAAGGUUACACUGCAGGUCUGUCAGAAUUCCAGUCUGUACUGAGUACAUUCACACGCUAUAGUCGACUAAGAGUUAUUGCUGAGCUAAGGCAUGGAGAUAUUUUUCACUCAGCUAAUAUUGUUUCUAGCAUAGAAUUUGAUCGUGAUGAUGAAUUGUUUGCUACUGCUGGAGUUUCACGACGCAUCAAAGUAUUUGAUUUCUCUUCGGUUGUGAAUGAACCUGCAGAUGUGCACUGUCCUGUUGUAGAGAUGUCAACUCGAUCCAAGCUUAGCUGCUUGAGCUGGAAUAAGUACACCAAAAACCACAUUGCUAGUAGUGAUUACGAUGGAAUAGUGACUGUCUGGGAUGUGACUACGAGACAGAGUGUUAUGGAAUAUGAGGAACAUGAAAAACGGGCAUGGAGUGUCGAUUUUUCUCGAACAGAUCCCUCAAUGCUUGUAUCCGGUAGUGAUGAUUGUAAGGUUAAAGUCUGGUGCACAAAGCAAGAAAAAAGUGCCUUUAAUAUUGACAUGAAGGCAAAUAUAUGUUGUGUGAAAUAUAAUCCCGGAUCUAGUUUUCAUGUUGCGGUUGGCUCAGCAGAUCAUCACAUCCAUUAUUAUGACCUGCGAAACACCAGCCAACCAGUCCAUACUUUCAGUGGCCACAAAAAAGCUGUUUCAUAUGUAAAAUUUUUGUCUAGCCACGAGCUUGCAUCAGCCUCAACCGACAGCACUCUGCGACUAUGGGAUGUAAAAGAUAAUUCACCUGUUCGUGUAUUUAGAGGGCAUACAAAUGAGAAAAAUUUUGUCGGUCUCUCGGUGAACAACGAAUUCAUUUCUUGCGGCAGUGAAACCAAUGAGGUUUUUGUCUACCACAAGGCGAUCUCGAAACCCGUGACUUGGCAUAGGUUUGGUUCCCCAGACGUAGACGACGUGGAUGAAGACAUAACGUCUUUCUUCAUCAGUGCAGUAUGCUGGAAGAGUGAUAGCCCUACAAUGCUAGCUGCUAACAGCCAGGGAACCAUCAAGGUGCUGGUGCUUGCUGCCUGAGUUGUGAGUUGUAAUAUAGUGGUUAUAGAGCUUGAUUAAAGUUAAAUUACAUCCAAGUAUUGUUCCCAAUGAAGAAAUUCAUCAUUGUUUUGUAGAUAUGGGCGAGCCAAUAUCUAAAAUCUAAAAUAGAAACUUGUUUAGAAUGAAAAUUCAUAAUCCCCUAUUUAUAAGUAUAAUCUAAUUAUAGUACUGUAAUUAAUUACGGAGUACUCGUUUGAUCUCAUUCACACGAA